AUGGGACGUCCGCUGCUACCCAUUUGGAAGGAGUUCGUGACGACGGUGCCCGCGGAUGCAGAUAAACGCAGCCCGGAUGUUGCGUGCCUGCACUGUCGCUCGGUGGUGUGUAACGCGCGUCCAGCGAACCUGCUUCGUCAUGCGCUUAGCUGCUCGGACAUGCCGCCAGAGGUGCGCCUUGGCCUCCGGGCCGAUUAUUCGGCACCCCCGACGGUGUCGCGCCAGGAACUGAACGAGGCGAUGACGGAUCAUCAGCAGCUGAAUCAGACUCGGAAACGGGGCGAAGACGGAGAGAAGGAGGAGAGUGAGGCGGCCGUGUCGGAGCGUCGCCCCGUCCUAGGCAAGCGCCCGCGCGGCGGUGACUGUCAGGACAACCUGGAGCGUGUACUGGUAUCCGUCCGUGACGUGAUGGCUCAGACACUGGAGUGUAGGCAACAAGAGCUUCAGCUGAGGAGGGAAGAGCUCGAGUUCCGGAAGGAGGCGUUGGCAACGAAGAUGGAGGAACGACGCCAGGCGAGAGAAGAGGAUCGAAGGGAAAGACGCGAGCAACGCGAAGCGGACAGGAAGGAGAAACUGGAGCUGGUACGGAUUGAGAACGAGAAGAAUUUGGCCUUCCUCAAGGCGGUAAUGGAGUCGCAGCAGCAGCGGCGAUGA
Messenger RNA from Phytophthora infestans T30-4, 654 nucleotides. RefSeq lists its product as uncharacterized. Lineage: Eukaryota; Oomycota; Peronosporomycetes; Peronosporales; Peronosporaceae. The transcript has a single exon. The record is from RefSeq and is a predicted model, not a curated record. Bases 1 to 654 code for a protein of 217 amino acids.